CUGACGGAUUUUGCCACUAGGAUUGGUCUGACAUUUAAUUAACGACUUCUUUCUUUCUCAACCGCUUACUUUCACACCUGUUCAACACUAUGACCGAGAAAAGCAACGUCGCCAGCCCGUCGGUCGCUCAACCAUCCCUGUUGCGAAAAAUUACUGUAUGGGUUCCGGUCCUCGCCUGGGUUGCAUUUCGAGUUUUGGACAAAGGUGACUUCACCCCUUACUCGUGCGCAUUAGCAGGCUUCAACUGUCCUGACCCAACCUCGACGGUGAGCGGCUUCGUUGCCCCCGAGUAUGCACAUGUAAAGGACCUGAUGCUCGACAACAUUAUCAAAGGCGACGACGUAGGUGCCGGCGUUGCACUGUACGUCGACGGACAAUUGAAAAUGGAUAUGUAUGCAGGGUGGAUGGACCGCGAAACCAAUCUCGUAUAUACCAACGAAACCUUACAGAUGGUAUUUUCAUGCAGCAAAGCUAUGACCGGCAUCGUUAUUGCGCGACUUGUGGAUAAAGGUCAUUUAUCCUACGAUCAAACAAUUGCCACCUACUGGCCCGAAUUCGCUCAAGGGAACAAGGAGAAUGUCACUUUGAAGGACUUGAUGGAACAUGCAGGUGGUGUCGCGUGGUUAGAGCAGCCGUUGAAGGUGGAUGAUUUCAAAGACAGAGAAAAGUUUUCCAGCAGGUUAGCCGCCCAGCCUCAUAAUUGGAAUGGAACGAAGACGAGAGCUUAUCAUGCAUUGACUCGUGGAUGGUAUUUGAACGAAAUUGUUCGUCGCGUCGACCCUCAACACCGAACAAUUGGCCAAAUUGCCCGAGAAGAAAUUAAUCAUCCGUACAACGUUGAGUGGCACUAUAACCCUGGACCCGAGAUGGAUCAUCGUAUCGCCACACCCUACCAUACCUCAAUGCAUCAAUUGGUACGCCGCAUGGUCACUCCGGCUUGGCUGUGGAAGAUUGCUGAACCUGUACCUGAAGCGUUCCUUGGUACAACCCAAAAUAACAGCCCGGGAAAGAGAGCUAUAAUUGAAGCAGCUCCAGAGAAAAGAAACAUUCUUCUUCUUCAGAAAUCAGACCUCAGGCGUUACGAAAGCCCUUCCUUCUCUGGCCACACCAAUGCGCGCUCGAUUGCCAAAAUGGCUGCCAUGAUGGCAAACCGAGGUCAACCCAUUGAAAAUGGCGAACCGUCGCUUCUGUCCGCCAAUACCUUUGAUUAUGCAACAACAACUGAUAUGACUGACAUGGACGAAGUUCUGAAAAUCAAUCCUUCCUUGACCGUAGGAGGUUGGGGAGUCAUCGAGAUGUUUAACACGACUUUCAUGGGUUGGACGGGUGCAGGAGGUAGUUUGUUUUACUGGAACGAAGAGUUCAAGAUUGGAUUUGGCUAUUGCAUGAACAGCUAUCGAUACACACUGGGAGGAGACCGUCGAAGCAAGAGAAUGCUCGAGGCGAUUGUCACGGAACUCAGACGACAAAAGGAGAACAAGUAAAACGUCUAUUUAACAGUAAUAAACAGAACGUCUUUUCCAUCGAUGAGUGUAUACAGAUUUAU
Umbelopsis ramanniana AG is the source of this 1546-nucleotide messenger RNA. RefSeq lists its product as uncharacterized. The record is from RefSeq and is a predicted model, not a curated record. Lineage: Eukaryota; Fungi; Mucoromycota; Umbelopsidomycetes; Umbelopsidales; Umbelopsidaceae. The coding region runs from base 90 to 1484 and encodes 464 amino acids. The transcript has 5 exons.